This is a messenger RNA of Xyrauchen texanus (razorback sucker), 2684 nucleotides long. Its product is annotated as SWI/SNF-related matrix-associated actin-dependent regulator of chromatin subfamily D member 1. The coding region runs from base 43 to 1590 and encodes 515 amino acids. Gene Ontology annotation, cellular component: SWI/SNF complex; nucleus. Lineage: Eukaryota; Metazoa; Chordata; Actinopteri; Cypriniformes; Catostomidae. Gene Ontology annotation, biological process: regulation of transcription by RNA polymerase II. The transcript has 13 exons. The record is from RefSeq and is a predicted model, not a curated record.
CCCGCGUCACUCCAGUGGUGCUCUGUCUGCGGCUCGAAGAAGAUGGCUGCGCGUGGUGGUUUUCAGCCUGCGACACCGGGCGGCGGCGUCGGAGCAGCAGUGGCGAUGGGACCCGGGCCGCCGGUGGCCGUUGCAGGGCCCGUUAUGGGUCCCGGUACCCCCUCAGGACGGAUGGGACCAGGCGGUCCGCAGAACCACAUGUACCGAUCACCGAUGCCCGGGCCCGGAUACCCGAGACCCGGAAUGCCUCCAGCCAAUCGUAUGACUCCUCAGGGACCCUCCAUGGGACCCCCGGGUUACGGGGCUAGUCCAGUGUCCCGCCCCGGCAUGCCAGUCAUGGACCCGUCCCGCAAGAGACCGGCACCAAAUCAGAUCCAACAGGUCCAGCAACAGAAUCGCAACCAACAUGCCAAGAAGAAGAAAAUGGCAGAUAAAAUUCUACCUCAGAGAAUCAGAGAGCUUGUUCCAGAGUCUCAAGCGUACAUGGAUCUGCUGGCGUUUGAGCGUAAACUCGAUCAAACCAUCAUGCGGAAGAGACUCGAUAUUCAGGAAGCCCUCAAGAGACCAAUCAAGCAAAAGCGGAAGCUACGUAUAUUUAUCUCCAACACCUUCAAUCCGGCCAAACCCGAUGCUGAGGACGGAGAGGGAACCGUUGCAUCAUGGGAGCUGCGCGUGGAAGGGCGUCUUCUGGAGGACACUGCUGUGUCCAAGUACGAAGCCACGAAACAGAAGAGGAAGUUCUCCUCUUUUUUUAAGUCUUUAGUGAUUGAGUUGGACAAAGACUUGUAUGGGCCUGACAAUCAUUUGGUGGAGUGGCACAGAACGGCUACAACUCAGGAAACUGAUGGAUUUCAGGUGAAGAGACCUGGAGAUGUUGGUGUGCGCUGUACUGUACUGCUCAUGCUUGACUACCAGCCUCCUCAGUUUAAGUUGGACCCCAGACUGGCGAGGUUGCUGGGCAUCCACACUCAGACUCGACCCGUGAUCAUUCAAGCUCUGUGGCAGUAUGUGAAGACCCAUAAACUGCAGGACCCCCAUGAGCGAGAGUUCAUCAACUGUGACAAGUAUCUCCAACAGAUCUUUGAGACCCAGAGGAUGAAGUUCUCAGAGAUCCCUCAGCGUCUGCAUGCGCUACUGAUGCCCCCCGAGCCAAUCAUCAUCAACCACGUCAUAAGCGUGGAUCCCAACGAUCAGAAGAAGACUGCGUGUUAUGAUAUUGAUGUCGAGGUGGACGACACGCUGAAGACUCAGAUGAACUCUUUCCUGCUGUCAACAGCCAGUCAGCAAGAGAUUGCAGGGCUCGACAACAAGAUUCAUGAGACCAUUGAAACCAUUAACCAGCUGAAGACUCAGAGGGAGUUCAUGUUGAGCUUUGCUCGAGACCCGCAGGGCUUCAUCAACGACUGGCUGCAGUCACAGUGCAGGGACCUGAAGACGAUGACGGAUGUGGUUGGAAACCCAGAAGAGGAGAGGAGAGCCGAGUUCUACUUCCAGCCCUGGGCUCAGGAGGCUGUCUGUCGCUAUUUCUAUUCAAAGGUCCAACAAAGGCGACAGGAACUGGAACAGGCUCUUGGCAUCAGAAACACAUAAGCUUGUGCUCAUUCGACAGGACCAGAUGGGGUUCUGGGUAGCCAAUGUCCUGCUUCAGACCUUGAUCACUACAGUUAUAUUACAGUUUAGCUUGUGUUGUCCUGCUGUAGCUGCCCAGGAGACCCCAAUCUUGGAAUUACCUUAUUUUUGUGACUCGGGCCAAACUGACACCCCCUAAAAUUCUGCCGUCAUCCAUGUUUCACCCCUAUAAUCCAAGCUUCCCAAUGCAGUUAGCGAUGAACAUUCAUUUCAAGUUGAUUUUGAGAUCUGUCGUUCUGGAACGAUUGGUUUUCCGACCAAAUCACACAUCACUUAUAGACAUUCAGAUGUUGCUGGUUUCCCCAAAAGGGGUCAGUUAUUUUUUGUAAUAAUAAAUAUGGUCUUUGAUAUUUUAAUGUUCUCAUCAUACGAACUAUAUGGAGAUCUAGUGUAGCUAAGUGUAGAUGUCGAUUAAAGAUGUAGUUUAGUUCCUCAGCUCUGAGAUUAUUUAAGAGGAAGUUCCUUGAACUGUUCUGUUGCCGUUAAGCGAAACCCAUUGGUCAAGUUUUCAGAAGUUUCAGAAAUCACGCAAUUGUUUUAGUGUGGUGUUUGUUAGCGAAUGACGCUCCACGAGAUUCGUCGUACUGCUGAUCGACCUGUUUGCUAAUCGAUAUUUUGGUCCUGGACUGUCCGUAGUUCCACUCUUACCUCAGCUUGUUUUACUGGUGAACAUAUUUGGACAACUGUCUUAAGAUUUGAUGGUUAAUUUGAUUAAUUAUAGACUAUAUAGUCGACUUGUCUGUGCUAAACGACAAAAUGGAAAACCUGCCACUGCAAAUACUAAUAGUUCUUGGCAACAUAAAAUCGUUGAAGAGAGACCAUGGGAUCUUGCACCCAAGUAAUUUAACGCGUUUAGAAGUCGAGUGCUUAAGACUUCAAUAUUCUGAGUAGUUUAACUUUGUGUCUUUUUCUGAAGUCAUGAAAUGCAUUUGUUUUGGUUUUCGAGAUUAAUUUUAUACCUUGUUUUUCUUCUCUUUUUUCUUUUCUUUAAUGGACCAAUUAUUAUUGUAUUUCCCUGUUAGCCCUUGUGUUAUAUUAAAGAUUAUCUUGUAUUG